Molecule: messenger RNA, 1315 nt
Organism: Exaiptasia diaphana
Lineage: Eukaryota; Metazoa; Cnidaria; Anthozoa; Actiniaria; Aiptasiidae
Product: lysophosphatidic acid receptor 3-like
Exons: 1
Coding region: 14-1012 (332 amino acids)
Biological process (GO): G protein-coupled receptor signaling pathway
Cellular component (GO): membrane
Molecular function (GO): G protein-coupled receptor activity
Source: RefSeq, a predicted model, not a curated record
AGUGCCAUGGCAGAUGUUWCUUGAAAAUAUUCWAUUGCCCACUGUUAGUAAGACCCGGCCAUACGGAGUGAUCUAUUUCCAGGAGAAAACUACGAUGGAAGAACCUGUAUUYGGAGCUAAAACGCAGAUUUUUUGGGCGGUGGUUUUGGUAAUCGAAGCCUUCCUUAUUAUCUUCAGUAAUAUCAUCGCUAUUCGUAUUUUUUUGGAAAGGCGUUUUACAGCAGUUUCAAAGUCUUCUUACUUGCUCGUAAACCUGACMGUUGCUGAUSUUUUCGUUGGAGUAGCUGCAAUUUUUAACUCCAUCGAGGUGAUGGGUUAUAACAAGUUUCUUUUUGUUCCUUGCAACGGGAUCGUAGUUAAUGAGAUUUCUCUCACUUUGGCUGUUUUUACAUCAUUUGCUUCCUUGAAUUCCUUGGCCUUAAUCGCUCUCGAUAGGACACUGGCCAUAGUGGCUCCAUGGCGCUUUCGCAGUGCUAAGAAGAGGYAUUAUUUUAUUGCAAUUGUCACAUCGUGGUGCAUCUCUGUGCCGUUCGCACUUAUCAGAAACCUUACUGACUGUUCGAACAUGAUAAGGAAUUUGUUUAUGAUUAUCAUCAUUUCAACAGCCAUCAUCGUUAUGAUCAUUUCAUAUACUGUAAUAUUCAUCAAAAUUAAGCUCUUUUCUACCGUCCAAUCGAAUUUCUCACUAAGAAACAGUAUAAGACUCUCAAAAACCAUGCAAAUGGCUACWUGCAUGGCACUUGGAACCUGGUUGCCACGCUUUGUUGCGGGUAGGAUGGGAAUAGCAGGCCGAGGAGUUGUUUUAGCGAAUGUAUAUAUGGCACUAGUAGUGCUGAUGUAUUCCAAUUCUUUUGCCAACUUCUUCAUCUACGCUCUUCGUAUCUCGCAAUUUAGACAAGCAUUGAAUAACAUGUUUCAGUGUAAAAUACGUUUCUCCAAUAGGAUUGAACCUCAAGCACCGCAAAGAAGUCAGGGRAACAUUCAAGAGCGAGCUGCUUCAUCAAUAACCUGAGACUGAUGUAGCAAGUAACAAUAUAGGGAAAGGGGACAUGUACAUAUAUGUUAUAAAUCCAUGUGUUAAAAAUUAAUGAUAAAAUGUCAGUUGAAAAUUGUAUGUCAUUUCAUGAGUCAUGAGUUGRAGUAUACUACGGUCAUACCAUGGCGGAUAUAGGUGUCACGCCCAUCUGCUACUCCAGAUCUUCUAUCCACAUGCAAAAAAUAUAUAACACUUUUCAACUAGGAAAGAAGUCACCUAUCGAUCGCGAGUUAUUAUAACUGCAAGGCUGUUUUGACGAGAAUAUUACAUUAAAAAAUC